Molecule: messenger RNA, 909 nt
Organism: Schistocerca gregaria
Lineage: Eukaryota; Metazoa; Arthropoda; Insecta; Orthoptera; Acrididae
Product: adenylate cyclase type 10-like
Exons: 8
Coding region: 1-909 (302 amino acids)
Biological process (GO): intracellular signal transduction; cyclic nucleotide biosynthetic process
Cellular component (GO): cytoplasm
Molecular function (GO): adenylate cyclase activity
Source: RefSeq, a predicted model, not a curated record
AUGAAAGAUAGACAUGAUGUAAGGAAUAUUAGCAAGGAUUCAAAUGGAGGACUGGAAAAUGUAGCCAUAUUGGUCAUAUAUAACUCUUCGAUGUUGGUAAGUAAAUCCUUAUACACACUAAGGAAGGAGAGCUUACCUGCUGGAACAACUUCACUCAGUUUCCAUACACGAUCUCACAUGCUGGGUCGUGAGAUUGACGUACUUGCAUCAUUUGUGCCUGAUGAAGUUAUAUACCAUAACAAGACUGGUUAUGUGGAUCAGUUUGAAACAGUGUUAAUGUUGGGUGAUAUCUCAGGCUUCACUAAUUUGUGUGAGAAGUACUCUAAAAUGGGACCGAGUGGACCUUCAUGCCUAACAGAUGUCUUAAAUUCUUACAUUGGUUCAAUGGUCCAAGAAACUCUUACUUAUGGUGGUGAUGUUUUUAAAUUUUCUGGGGAUGCUUUCUUAUCUAUAUGGAAACCAAAUGAGAGACAAGAUAUUCGUGAAAUAACGAAAAAAGUGGCCAGAUGUGCUUUUAGUAUACAGAAGACUCAUGGGCAGUUUGUGACAAGUGUGUCAAUUACUCUCAAAGUCAAACUGGCAAUCACAGCAGGUGAAAGUUUAUUUGCAAUCAUUGGAAAUGAUAACAUGAAGCACUAUAUGAUAGCAGGUGAACCUAUAUGGAAUAUUAGGCGAGCUGAAAGAAACUGGCUAUCAGGAGACAUUCUUGUAGAUUCCAAAGCAUGGAGCUACAUGAGGGCUGCUGAUUAUCUGUAUAAAACUGUGAACAAUGGACAAUUUGUGAAGAUUUUGGGAGUCCGAACAGAAGAUACAGAGGUGCACCCACACAAGUUCAUGAGUUCUUGUAUGUUUUGUCUCACUAUGGUAACAUCCAAUAAAACAUUCUCAGGUUGUAGUGCUUCAACAUAA